This is a messenger RNA of Malurus melanocephalus (red-backed fairy wren), 5271 nucleotides long. RefSeq names its product neuronal guanine nucleotide exchange factor (gene NGEF). The record is from RefSeq and is a predicted model, not a curated record. Lineage: Eukaryota; Metazoa; Chordata; Aves; Passeriformes; Maluridae. Gene Ontology annotation, biological process: activation of GTPase activity. Gene Ontology annotation, molecular function: guanyl-nucleotide exchange factor activity; protein binding. The coding region runs from base 402 to 2804 and encodes 800 amino acids. The transcript has 17 exons.
AUUCAGGGCAUAUUUGCACUAACUUACCUGAGUAAAGAGAAAGCUGUUCCUUUAAAUUGUGUUUGCUGUGACUCUGGAAACUGARCAAACAACAUCUGAGGAAAGCUUUACUCUCAAGCAGAACUGACAGGAAGGUGCAAGGACGGAGGACAGUAAACUUCUGUGGGACAUAUCUGCCUCUGGAUUCACAACUGAAUUGCAAAUCUCUUAACAACUUGGGGGAGUUCAAUGCAGAUUUUUUUGGACRUACUUCAUCCCAAUGGCAAAUGAGAGACUGGCUCAGCCCCUGAGUGUCAGCUCAGAUUCAGAUAAAGCUGAUGGAGUUGUGGAGGCUACCUGUCUUCUGCUGCACUGCUGCUGAUCUGCCAUUUCAGUUGCCAUAGAGACAAGCUCUGGAAGCCAUGGAUGAGCACAGGAGAGAAGCCACCCACAGGCUCACCACCAGUGGGCUCCAUCAGGGCUCUCAGCAGGUGCUAAGAGAGUCAGGUUCAGUCUCUGAAGGUGAGGAAGAAUCAGCCGGUACUAACCCAGUGACCCACGAGGGGGACUUGCAAGCACAUCACAUUGCCAUUCAAAGAAAUUCCAGGUACUACCGAUCCAUAAGGCUGCCAAACAGAGGGAAAAGAAAGACUUCGAGAGACUCAAUACACAUGGGGCAUUCUACAGGUGCACUUAAAAACAAUGAGCCCAUCAAAGAGCCUCUGAAUGUUUUGCCUCAUACGGGAUCACCAUCUCCAGCAAACUCUGAUCCAACAACAUUAGAUGAGCUAUGGAUCCAAAGGGUUUCACUCCUGGAGAAGAAAUGCACCAUAUGCACCAGAUCUGGAAGCAGUUCAGGAGAACCCCCCUCUGCCACCCCCUUCCCUUCCUCAAAGUCGGCGCCAUCCACACAUAGGCAGAGAGGCGCAGGGGAUGGGGGGCAGCGCUGCUCCCCGGGGCUGAGGGACGGGAGGCUGCUGCCUUCCUACCCCCGUUACCGUGGCAACCGCCCGGUCUCCCCCAGCCCUGCACCGCCACCGCCGCUGCCGCCGGAGCUGCUGGGCAGCCGCCUGCCGCCGCCGGCCAUGGAGCUGCUGGCUGCGGCCCUCAGCGCCGCCUGCGCCCUCGACCAGGACGGCUCGGCGGGACAGUCCGGCAGGGACCCCGCCGCCGCUGAGGAGACCCCAGCCGCCGGCACGGCCGGGGCGCCGCCCGCACAUCCCAUGACGGCCGACUCCUGGAGGAACCUCAUCGARCACAUCGGGCUCUUGUAUCAGGAAUAUCGAGAUAAAUCUACACGCGAGGAGAUUGAAACCAGGCGACUGCAGGAUUCACAGACAGACCCUGAGGAGAUCUCACCCAGUGAGGAAACCCCAUCUGAAGCAGAAUCCACAAGUACAAUCGAAAAUAAAGCUCCACCACAAAUAAAUUUGCUGAGAAAUUCCAACUCCAGGUUCAACUUAUGGCAGGAUCUUCCUGAGGUCCAGAGCAGUGGUGUCCUCAGCAUCCUCCAGCCAGAUGAGAUCAAGCUGCAAGAGGCCAUGUUUGAGCUGGUUACUUCUGAAGCAUCGUAUUACAAGAGUCUGAAUCUGCUGGUGUCUCACUUCAUGGAGAAUGAACGUCUGAAAAAGAUCUUACACCAGUCUGAGGCACACAUCCUCUUCUCCAAUGUGCUGGAUGUCAUGGCUGUCAGCGAGCGCUUCCUGUUGGACCUUGAGCAGCGGGUGGAGGAGAACAUUGUGAUCUCAGACGUGUGUGAUAUUGUUUACCAGCACACAGUUAGUCACUUCUCUGUGUACAUCACCUACGUCUCCAACCAGACCUACCAGGAGAGAGCCUACAAGCAGCUUCUCCAGGACAAACCAGCCUUCCGGGAAGUGAUCUCACAGCUGGAGCUGGAUCCCAAGUGCAAAGGCCUUUCCUUUUCUUCCUUCCUGAUUCUGCCAUUUCAAAGGAUCACUCGACUCAAGCUGCUGGUACAGAAUAUUUUGAAGAAAGUAGAAGAGAAGUCUGACAGGGAAUCCACUGCACUAGAUGCACAUAAGGAACUGGAAACAGUGGUGAAAGCAUGUAAUGAAGGUGUUCGGAAGAUGAGCCGAACAGAGCAGAUGAUCAGCAUUCAGAAAAAACUGGAAUUCAAGAUCAAGUCUGUACCCAUCAUCUCUCACUCYCGCUGGCUGCUGAAGCAGGGGGAGCUGCAGCAAAUGAAUGGUCCAAAGACAUCACGAACACUUCGCACCAAGAAACUCUUCAGAGAAAUCUACUUGUUCCUUUUCAAUGAUCUGCUGGUGAUUUGCCGGCAAAUUCCUGGGGACAAGUACCAAGUGUUUGACUCUGCUCCCCGAGGGCUUCUUCGGGUAGAGGAGUUAGAAGAUCAGGGGCAAAGUUUGGCCAAUGUCUUCAUCUUGAGGCUGCUGGAGAAUGCAGAUGACCGGGAGGCCAGCUACAUGCUGAAGGCAUCAUCCCAGAGUGAAAUGAAGCGCUGGAUGAUUUCACUAGCCCCAAACCGGAGAACCAAAUUUGUUUCAUUUACAUCCAGACUUGUCGACUGCCCRCAGAUCCAGUGUGUCCACCCAUACGUGGCCCAGCAGCCUGAUGAGCUCUCCUUAGAACUGGCUGAUGUCCUCAACAUUCUGGACAAGACAGACGACGGCUGGAUAUUUGGGGAACGUCUUCAUGACCAGGAGAGAGGCUGGUUCCCCAGUUCUAUGGGGGAGGAGAUCCUGAACCCCAAAAUCCGAGCCCAGAACCUGAAGGAGUGUUUCCGCGUGCACAAGUCUGAUGACAGUCAGAGAAGGAAACUGGGCAGCAGAAACCGCCAAUGACUGCCAGCAUCCCCAAGCAUCUGGAGUGCCUCAGAGGGGCAGGAAACAGGCUGCCCGCUGGGAGGAUGUGGCAUCUAUGGGACACUGUGGGGGACCUGGCAUACUGGAUGAGGCACAGACACCCAUGAACAAACAGACUGUUGCUCCUAGGCCCUCCAGAAGCACUGGUCCUGUCUUGGAGAUCAACGCUUUAAACUGUAAAUAACCCAUUUCCAAGUGUUCUGUAAAGCCCCAAAGAGCACGAGCUCAACGGACACUGCCUGAAGGCCACCGGGUUCUGGCCAGCUGAGCCCCAUUCCCUGCACAUGUGCUGGCUGGGACARGCUCAGGCUGCUUGGGAAAGGUAAUGGCCACAAACAUCACUGAGCAAUUAAUCUGCCAUUUUGAGCACUUUCAGGUCAUUGCUACCUUCCACAUCUGGAGUGCUCCGAACACACCGCAUCGCAGAGGGGUAAAACCGAGGUCAAGGAGCAGUCUCUCUGUCUCUCAGAGCUCAUUUGCAACAGGCUGGGAUGAGCCCCAGGACCUCCACCACCCUAGUCCUGUGAAGCUGUGGGGCUCAUUCCCACAAGCAAACCCUCGAUCUGCUUCCAGUCAAAUGCUCUGCAGUGCUCCACACCCAGCUCUGCUCCAGCAGAAACCCAGCCUUGCCAGCCCUGACCCAUGCCUGCCUGACAGGCUCAAAGCAUGUCUGGACCCUGUUCCAUGGCUCAACCCCCUCUYCCGCAGCCUGCCUCCUUCUGCAGGGCCACCGCAGAACCCUGGCAUUGUGGCCUUUUCCAAUUGAUCUUGYACUCAAGAUCUUUGCUACUCCCUGCUGCUGAGGCCAGAGCAGGGGUGGCCGUGCCAAUGUCAUCUCGCACACCACACAGACCAUGGGAGCACCAGCAGCCCCAGCUGCCAUGCAGCAGGCGAGUGACCUUACCUGGGAGCUGCUGUCCUGUGUGCCCUAGGAGGCCCAGCCACUGCUGCCUGCAUGCUCAUAACCCGCCCCACCAGCCUCCCUGUACAUACUCACCUCCGUGUAUAUAUGCGAGCCCUGCGGCCGGCAGAGCCGGCUUAUCACUCCUUCCAGCUGUGGCACUGAGCAGCRCAUGGAACCUGGACACAGCACUGAGAGCAGGUAGGGGACGGACCCACAGCAGCCAUCUGCUCUUCAACUGCCCCACACGUGGCUGAGGGCCUCAGCCACAGGCUGGAGGCUGUGGCCAGUGUCCAUUAGGUUAUUUGGCACCUUUGUGUAACAACGCAAAGGAUUAUCUUCCAGGCACUGYAGCCUGUGCUGAUGUAUGCUUUGGCCAUGCAUGGCUGUGCUCAGAAAGGGGAGGGAGAGCAGCUGCUGAAGGUGCCACACAGCAGCCUCAGCACAGAGGUGAGGAGCACAGCCACACCAGCAGCAGCAUGAGGACAAAGCAGAGCGCUUUGUGGGAAGCUGCAAAGGGAGGGUCCAGAGCUGCUCUUUGGACCACGUGGCGUGUGCAGUAUAAGGCCAAACACAGAUGAGAGGGUUUCCAGGGCUGUCCCUACUGACACCACAGACCUGGGACACCUAGCCCAGAGCCAGGCUCCAGGACCAAAAUGGUGAAAGACACAGUAGUGAAGGGGGAGAGAAGGCGUUCUUCAACCGGGCCCAGAGCAAUGCCACCACAUUAGCAUGUGACAACAGCCAGCAGGCUGUGCUGCCUUGGCCACCUGUGGGAAGUUCACACUAGUUAGAAGUUCCCAGUCACUGUCCAACUCCAGAGCUCAGUCAGGAAGGACUUGCAGCCUCCAGUUUAGUGCAUUGGGCAAAUUUAAUGGGGACACGCCAAGCCAGGUCCCUGAGCAGCACCCCCACAGAGUCAAGUGUUCUGAGACAACCAAACAUCAAGCUCAGGAUUCAGAUCUUGCAAUAGCCACAGAUUCACUAGUGUGAACCCCAAAAGAGCUCUAGCUCUAAGAAGUCCUUAAAAUGACCUGAGAAAUCACCAUAUGGUCCAGCUUUGCAGCCCAGCAGCCAGCCCAGUCCAGCCCAGGCCCUGCAGGUUCACAUAUCUGCCUGACAUGUUUCUCAUGGCACAGAAAUGCUCCUUGCCUGUCAGAUGUUUCACCACUUCCCCAGUGCCAGGAUGCCAGCUCCUCGCUGCACUUCUCCAGGAAGAGGGGCUCAGUGCUGCUGUGUCCUGUCCUGUCACCCACCACCAAGCCCUGACAUUGCUCCAGGCCCUCCUGCUCUGCUGUGACUCCACAGGACUCCRGACGCCAGGCACAGGCUGUGCCCUUUCCAGGUGCCAAACACCAUCCAGUGUUAUUCCCUCAGACCCAGCCCUGCACGCCUCCAUCUUAGUGGUCUCCAGUGUUGUACAGGGCCAGGCCUGGGGCCCACAAGCACGGGCUGGAGCCCCCAGCCCUUGCCAGGCUGCCUCAGCAUACUGAGGGGAAUUUCUUGUUGUUUUGUUUUUCUGUGUGAUAAAAUGUAACUGAGCAA